GCCAUUUCUCCCGGGGACGGUGGAGAACUUUCUGCUCUGAUCCGGAGGCGCCAGGGGUAAGCAUUACCAAUGUCCUCAGGAGCAUCUUCAGGUCAAAGAUCAAGAGUGUCUCAUGACACUCACAGGAAUCGUGAAAGAAUAUCUCAAUAUGAUGAGGUCCCUCGAGAAGGACAGCAUUCGCAUCUGUCUCAGCAGGAGAACUCUCUCCCUGUAUCAGGUUCUAAAUGUCUUCAGGACUGUAAUUUAGCAGACAGUGCAGACCCACUGCCACCACCGCCUUUGCCUCUGCAACCACCUGUAGGUCCUGAAUUUUAUUUAGCUGAAAGUGAUGACCCUGUGACUUCUCUAGAGUUGAAACCAGUAAGACGUUUCAUCCCAGAUUCUGUGAAAAACUUUUUCAAAAAUAAAAGCGAUGAUCAACAGUGGAAUACGGCACCUCCAACCAAUUACAUUAGUGAGGGAGUGGAAUGCUCGCCACCUGCCUCUCCCGCUCCUUCUUCAAAAGAACAAUCCAGAGUAGAUGAACAGAAAUCGGCUAGUUCUUACAGGGACCCAUAUGGAGGUUCUGGAGGGAGCUAUAACUCUCGGAAAGAAACUGAAGUCAUGUUGCCUCGUGAUCCCUAUGAUUCGUUGGAUCGUCAUACCCGCACCGUACAGAGCUACAGUGAGAAGGUGCAGGUGUACCACAUGAAAUACUCCUACAUGAAGUCAUGGGCUGGUUUAUUGAGAAUCUUGGGUGUAGUUCAGUUACUGUCUGGAGCAGCUGUCUUUGCCUGUGUCUGUGCUUACAUUCACAAGGACAAUGAAUGGUACAAUAUGUUUGGUUACUCACGUCCAUAUAGUCAUGUUGCCAACAGUCUGCAAGGAGGAUACUAUUAUGAUGGACCAAAAACUCCUUUUGUCAUUGUCGUUGCAGGCUUGGCAUGGGUUGUCACCAUUAUUUUACUCGUACUGGGCAUGUCCAUGUAUUAUCGGACUAUUUUACUGGAUUCCAACUGGUGGCCACUGACUGAGUUUGCCAUUAAUAUUGUCCUGUUUAUUCUCUUCCUGGCUGCUGCUAUAGUGUAUUUAAAUGACAUGAAUCGUGGUGGGCUUUGUUAUUAUCCUCUCUUCAACACUCCAAUAAAUUCUACGUUUUGCCGUAUAGAAGGAGGACAAAUUGCUGCAGUCAUCUUCCUGUUUGCCACAAUGUUUCUUUAUCUCAUCAGUUCAAUUGUGUGCCUAAAGCUUUGGAGGCAUGAGGCAAAAAGGAAACAAAAAGAAUAUGCAGAAUAUGAGAUGAGAAGUACAGAGGCUGGUACAUCACUGGAACCGAGUGCGUUGGGAGUUAAUGGUGAUAGAUCUGUAGCUGUUGAUACAAACCGGAAAGAAUUGCGACCAGGUGAAAUGAAACCUACGGUACUAAGUGGAUAUAUUCCUGCAGGGCAUAUUCCGAAACCACUUGUGAUGGCUGACUACAUUGCUAAAUAUCCUUCUAUUCGAACCCCUGAAGAACGUGAACGUUACAAAGCUGUAUUUAAUGACCAGCAUGCAGAGUACAAAGAGCUUCAUGCAGAAGUACAAACUGUUCUGAAAAAGUUCAGUGAAAUGGAUGCUAUGAUGAGCAGACUUCCUCAACAUGCAGAGACCCAACAGGAGUAUGACAGGAUCACAAAAGUUUUCCAUGAAUAUCAGAAGAAAAAAAAUGAUCCUACAUUCCUGGAGAAAAAAGAACGCUGUGAAUAUUUGAAAAACAAACUCUCUCAUAUCAAACAGAGGAUUCAAGAAUACGACAAAGUCAUGAAUUGGAAUGCUAACAUGUAAAAGGUUUUGCAAAACCCCUCUACUGCAGGUUUUCUUCAUAACUAAAUGACAAAACUUGAUUUAUUUUGCUGUCUAUUAUUAAUUAGAAAAACCCCCUCUGUUAUUUUAAACUUUUCUCGAGGCUUGAAAUUGGACUAAGUGGAACAAGGAACCAAAUUUGGUUUCCUUUGCUCCCAAUUUGGAUUAGCCUUGCCUUGACACAUAUAUAUUUGUUCGAAAUAGUAAAUGUUUGUGCAAAUUUUUGAUAUUUAUCUUGUAUACUAGUUAGAAAUAUUUUUAUACGAACUAUUUUGCAUACCGUGUAAAGUUAACGAACCUUUUCAUUCAAUGCCUUAUUUAGCCUACUGAAUUCAUUGAGUUCUGGAAUUUGGAUUCAGCUGGUAUAUAUUAAAUGCUGCAACUAAGUCUCCUCAGAAAAAAUAGUACUUGUAACUGACUAGAAGAAAACGAAUAAGCUUUGUGCAGAUUUCCAGCUCACAUGUAGCUUCAUUUUAAAAGAAUGAAACAGAAUAUGUUUCACUGAGGUGAGGUCAGAUAUGGUACAAAAAUCUACUUUGUAUAGCUGUCUUUUCACUCUGAUCUAAUAUUACCAAACAUAAGCCGUAAAUAUUCAGGCUCUGGAGAUUUUGUAGGGAAUAGCCAUGAGGUUGAUUCUUAAAAUCAGAAGCUUUUAGUUAAAAUUUGAUGAAUAGCAAUAGAAAUAAAAGAUCUUGUAGAGAUAUAUAGAUGAAUUGAAGAGUGAAGGCUAAUCUAGACAUGCUGCAUGGGAUACUAAAAAAUGUUAAAUAGGCUGAAAUUGCAGAAGGAAACGUUUGAGCACAAGUCUGAGGUUGGCCUUUGAGCAAUGCCCAUUAAUGCCUGUAAUGAAAAUUGUGGAUUCAUGAAGCAACAAGCCUUGGACUCUUUCAAGAGUCAGUUAGGUUACAUGAUUAAGGGUUAGAUGGCCUGUCUCACCUGUAUCUUGUGAUCUGUUUUUAAAGUUGAUUUCUUUUGUUACAACGCAAUUUUCAUAUUCUACUUCUUAAGGUAACUUGUCCAGCACUUGAAAUUUUAUAUCCGAGCCUAUUUGAAAGCGUUGAAACUAUAAAAUUCAUUUCUACUGACUUGAACCACAUCAUUGCAAUUUAUACACUAUAUUUUUAACAGUUGAUUUAAGAUAAAGGGAUUUUUGUAUUUUAGUGAUGUUUUGUUCAUGCAAGUUGAACAUUAUGUUUCUGAUUUUUUGUAUCUAGUUUGUAAAGCUGUGCCUCAGACUUCUUUUGCCUUUUCAACAAAAUGUUCCUUCUAAUACAUUGGGGUUAAAAAUCUACUGGUAACCAUUUUAUGCUAUUCAUGCCAAACUAACUAUGGUUAACUAAAGCACAUGUUUCCACAAUAAACUUGAAAAAUUUAAGAAUUGUACUGUGACAAAAUUUUGUAAAUGGAAUAUUUUUAAAUA
Messenger RNA from Stegostoma tigrinum, 3241 nucleotides. RefSeq names its product MARVEL domain containing 2b (gene marveld2b). The transcript has 7 exons. Gene Ontology annotation, biological process: bicellular tight junction assembly. The record is from RefSeq and is a predicted model, not a curated record. Bases 70 to 1803 code for a protein of 577 amino acids. Lineage: Eukaryota; Metazoa; Chordata; Chondrichthyes; Orectolobiformes; Stegostomatidae. Gene Ontology annotation, cellular component: apical plasma membrane; bicellular tight junction; cytoplasmic vesicle.